CUCCUCGCCCGCCUCUGAGCCACAAGGCAGAAGGGGCAACUGCCCCACAAGGAGGAAGGGAGGGAGUGGCGGAGGCCCUUAAAAGGAGGGCAGCUGCCAGGAGAGCAGGCAGGGAACACAGGCUGCAGGUCACUGGGAGAAGAAGACUCCAGGCCAGGAGAGCGUCCUGCCAUUCUUGCCGCCAUGCCCUCCUCCUGCUCCUCUUGGGUCCACUUGGGGCUGCUGCCCUUCCUCCUGCUCCAUCUCCUCCUGGGCCUGGCCCAGGCCCAGACCUUCCACAUGGGGAAGUGCCCGGACCCCCCAGUCCAGGAGGUCUUUGACAUCCACAAGUAUUUAGGCAAAUGGUACGAAAUUGAGAAGCUGCCAUCCAACUUCGAGAAGGGCCACUGCAUCCAGGCCAAUUACUCGCUGAAGGAAAACGGGAAAGUGAAAGUAGUCAACAAAGAGAUUCACAUGGACGGCACCCUCAACGAGAUCGAGGGAGAGGCCUUCCACGUAAACCUCCAGGAACCGGCCAAGCUGCACGUCAAAUUCAACUGGUUCAUGCCGGCAGCCCCUUACUGGGUCAUCUCCACUGACUAUGACAACUACGCCCUGGUCUACUCUUGCACCAACUUCAUGUGGCUCUUCCAUGUGGAUUACGCCUGGAUCAUGUCCCGGACCCCCGAGCUGCACCCGGAGACCGUGGACCACCUGAAGAACAUCCUCCAGUCCUACGACAUCAACACGGCGCGGAUGCGGCCCACCGACCAGACGGACUGCCCUCCUGACAUGUAGCCCCCCCGCAAGGGGACCAAGGCUGGACCGAAGGACGCAUGAACACUCUGACAGACAGACUUUCUUGCUUCCUUGUGCUAAAUAGCAACGCUUACGGCAUGAUAUCUGUUGGGAGGCCUUGGGCUGGGCGCAGGGGAAGGGAAAAAGGAAGGAAGGAAAUAAGGAUUGAAGGAUGGCAAGGAAGGAGAGGAGGAAAGGAACAAAGGAAAGAUGGGGCGGAAGGAUGGAUGGAUGGAAGAAGGAAAGGGCAAAGGAAUGUCGGGCGAGAGGGAAAGAAGGAAAGUCGGGAGGGCAAAACCUGUCUUCGUGUAGCUUUGUGAGGCCUCUUUUCCAGCUGUUGCUUCAAAGCCCACAUCUGGCUCCAGGUGAGCCAAAGGCAGUUGUUUGGGAUUCUGUGCCACUGCUGCCUUUGUGGUGUCAUGGAGGGCAGAGAGCUGGAACCCACCGGGCAGCCAUGCCAUGCCUUCCUGGGUGAAGCUACAACCCAAAUGCUCUUUUGAGGAACCUUCAGCUUUUCUGCUUAGAAUAAUAAACUCCGCCAGGCAAGCA
Messenger RNA from Anolis carolinensis (green anole), 1326 nucleotides. It is a transcript of the gene apod, whose product is annotated as apolipoprotein D. Bases 184 to 777 code for a protein of 197 amino acids. The transcript is spliced from 5 exons. Gene Ontology annotation, molecular function: cholesterol binding. Gene Ontology annotation, cellular component: cytoplasm. NCBI's taxonomy places the organism in Eukaryota, Metazoa, Chordata, Lepidosauria, Squamata, Anolidae. Gene Ontology annotation, biological process: tissue regeneration; lipid metabolic process; brain development. The record is from RefSeq and is a predicted model, not a curated record.